GAAAACGUUCACUCACUCAGUUAGCAAGUGACCGUUGACAGGAACGGACGUGUUAUCAAUGACGCUCCUCUUGUAUUUACUUAGUGUAUUUUUAUUUGUUAAUGUCGAAGCUAAUUGGGCUGCUGAUUAUGGACCGUUUAAAACUCUUCUGUAUUCCGAUUGGAUCACGUGCGACCACAACAAGAGUUUGAAUUUAAGUGUCAACGAAACACUAGUAUAUUUCUAUGAUUUCCAAAAUAACUUCAAUCUUAGUUACAACAUCGACGGAGCUAUAGAAGCAUUUACUCAAGUAUACAAUCUAGACGUUUCAAGACGCGUUAUUUUAUUCGUACCCGGAUACAAAUCCCACGUAUAUAAAAGUGCAUCCGAAAUCAUCAGGAAUGCCUUUAAAGAUGUUCCGAACAUAUACCUAAUGAUAAUAGACCAUUCAGCGUACACAUCUGCUAAUGGAGGAAAAUUGAAAAGCUAUGAACGAUCUGUUCACUAUUCAUAUUACCUAGGCGAGGCUAUUGGAGAUCUACUCGUAAAGUUGAGAAUACAUGGAUUUUCAUCAAAUAAUAUACAUGGCAUCGGGCACAGCUUGGGAAGCCAAAUUCUUGGCUAUGCAGGUUCGAGUUACUUGAACAGAACGGCGGAAAAAGUUUGGAGAAUUACUGGAAUAGACCCAGCAGGGCCUUGCUUUUCAAAUACCUUCAUUCAAGAACAAUUGAGGUCAGGAGUUGCUGAAUAUGUGGAAGUGUAUCACUGUAACGCUGGUGGCUUGGGUACGACGAGUGUUCUAGCUGACAUUGAUUUCUUCAUGAACGAUGGCAAAAUUCAGCCCAAAUGUGACGCUGGUUUCCUUUCGAGUCUAGGCGAUUCUGACGCUAAGUGUAGCCACAAAUCGUGCAUGCGUUACUGGGCUGAGACGGUUAAUCAUCCAGGAUGGUAUUUAGCGUGGAAAUGUGAUUCAUAUAAGGACUUCUCGCAUGGGAAAUGCUCUAGUAACGAAGUGACGAUAGCCGGCUACUCCAAUCCAGGAAAUGCAACGGGUGUUUUCUAUCUAUCUACAGAAGCUUAUAGAAUAGAUUAAAUGUAUAUCUAUAGAUGCAUAAUUAUUUAUAGUGCAAUGAUAGUCAUCGACAAUUGUGUUAUUAUACUAAAAUGCAGUUGUAGUCCAUGGUAAGAACCAAAGUUAUUAUUUAUAUGCGAUAUAUGUAGUUUUGGUAGGAAAAUUAAUAAUACCUCGCGAACAUA
Molecule: messenger RNA, 1236 nt
Organism: Vanessa atalanta (red admiral)
Lineage: Eukaryota; Metazoa; Arthropoda; Insecta; Lepidoptera; Nymphalidae
Product: phospholipase A1-like
Exons: 2
Coding region: 59-1072 (337 amino acids)
Molecular function (GO): lipase activity
Source: RefSeq, a predicted model, not a curated record